AUGACGCGGGGCUUGCAGACUGAGGUGGAGGUGCCCGAGGGAAAGGACGUCGGCUUCGCAAAGAACAGGGCCAUCGACAAGCUGUGGCAGAGCAUCCCGUUCUGCCACGCCGUGGCCGCGCUCUCCAACCUCCGGGUCUUUGAGUCGGGCGAGGAGCUGGAGGACUCCGCGCCCUGCUGGGACGGCCAGCGGCUGCUCCUGGCCGCCGAGCCGCCCAGCGCCGACGGCGCCGCCACGGCCGGCGCCGGCAGCGCGGCCGCGGCCUACGCGGAGGCGGUGGGGGCCAUUGGCCGCCACAAGCUCGGCCUGGACGCGCCCAAGCCAGCGGGCACGAGUCCAGCGGCUGAGGAGCUGAUGAAGCUGCCGAUGAAAGAGCUGAAGGCGCGGCUGGCGGCGGCAGGGAAGUCCGCUGAGGGCUGCUUGGAAAAGGCGGACCUGGUGGAUCGGCUGAUGAGCUGA
Effrenium voratum is the source of this 459-nucleotide messenger RNA. Lineage: Eukaryota; Dinophyceae; Suessiales; Symbiodiniaceae. The record is from the annotation of a GenBank genome assembly.